Messenger RNA from Salmo salar (Atlantic salmon), 1148 nucleotides. It is a transcript of the gene pvalb9, whose product is annotated as parvalbumin 9. The record is from RefSeq and is a predicted model, not a curated record. NCBI's taxonomy places the organism in Eukaryota, Metazoa, Chordata, Actinopteri, Salmoniformes, Salmonidae. Gene Ontology annotation, cellular component: cytoplasm. Gene Ontology annotation, molecular function: calcium ion binding.
AGACAGAGAGAGAUGCGUAAAACACUUGUCUGCCUGCUAUAGCAAAAGGGCGGUACAGGUUUCAGUAUUUACACGCAUCAACCAGUCAAGGCAAAUAUUUAAAUAGUAGGCUAACGGUUAAUUGGUUAGGUAAGCAAUUCGAAAGUGGCCUGGCUGUGAGAAUUUGAUACACGGACAGGUAACUCAAGCAUUGCAGAUUUUCGGUGUUUCCAGUCCAUAUAUAAAUUCUCAUCGGCAGUCAUCAGUCACCACACCUUACAUAUUCUGGUUUGGACACCGGCGAGGCAAGAUCAUCAAAGCGGUAAUUUCAAAUCGUUUACAUCAGACGAAUCGUAUCGAGCAGCCAGAUUACACCAAAGCAGACAGAACAGGGACAUCAACAUCAGUCAAAGUGAUAUCAACAGAUUAUCAGAGCAAGGAGAGGGAAGAGGUUGACAGAGAAAAACAAACUAAAACAGUCGGUUUUAGAAAUCAACGCCUCGUAGGGAGAGAGAGGGAAUACAGGAUUAAUAUGUCACUCACUUCUAUCCUUUCCGCGGAGGCUAUUGAGAAUGCCGUCAAGGAGUUCCAAGCCCCAGACUCCUUCAGCUUUAAGAAGUUUUCCCAGCUGUGUGGCCUGACCUCCAAGUCUCCCAAAGAAGUCAAAGAUGUCUUCCAGAUCCUUGACGAUGACAACAGUGGCUUCCUCGAGGAGUCAGAGCUCAAGUUCUUCCUGCAACGGUUUGUCCCCGGGGCGCGGACGCUGACGGACGCUGAGUGCAAAGGCUUCCUGUCUGCAGCUGAUGAUGACAACGAUGGCAAGAUCGGAGUAGAAGAAUUCCUGAUCAUGGUCCAGUCCUGAGUUCCAUGGGAGCCGGAAGAGCAGCAGGUCUUCAUUCUCCUCUCCAACUUCCAGACUCCAGUCAACUUCCUCAAGCCUACAGCAGCCUCCAUUCCCAGGAAUUUGUUUUUCUCUGUCCUUGUGCUUGAAUUGUGCCCUUAAAUUGUUUUUUGUUUUUUUCAGAGCCCCUCUCUUUUUCAUCCAUGAAACCAUUUUUACUUGCCUUUUGAUUACGUUCUAGGAGAUUGUAUAGCUGCGUCGCCCCAUAUUUCUUUCCAAUGCACACUACAUUGUCGAUCAAAAAGAUGAAUAAACACAUUGUAACUUA